This is a messenger RNA of Capsella rubella, 1621 nucleotides long. Its product is annotated as E2F transcription factor-like E2FE. Lineage: Eukaryota; Viridiplantae; Streptophyta; Magnoliopsida; Brassicales; Brassicaceae. Gene Ontology annotation, cellular component: RNA polymerase II transcription regulator complex. Bases 222 to 1439 code for a protein of 405 amino acids. Gene Ontology annotation, biological process: regulation of transcription by RNA polymerase II. Gene Ontology annotation, molecular function: RNA polymerase II cis-regulatory region sequence-specific DNA binding; DNA-binding transcription factor activity, RNA polymerase II-specific. The transcript has 11 exons. The record is from RefSeq and is a predicted model, not a curated record.
GAGAACAAAACCGUAAAGGUUUCAGCUUUACCAAAAAUUUGGAAGGAGUGUGUAUGUACGAGGAAGGAGGAGCCAAAGAAUUCAAAUUGGCGCUCAAGCUUUUAACGUAUCUUCCCAAAAUUCUCCCCCUCUUUUUUUCGAAUCCUUAUUUUGGGGUUUAAAAUCCCUCCAAAAUCCCAAUCCCAAAUUCUCAAUCUCAUCACCCAUCGAUUCCGUCAAUCAUGUCAGAUCUACCGCCGGAAAGAUCCAAAAUGGUGGUUUAUUCACCUUCUUCCAUGUCGGAGACUUCAUCUGCUUUACACCAUUCCUAUAGUCGGAAACAGAAGUCUCUGGGUCUUCUUUGUACCAAUUUCUUAGCUUUGUAUAAUCGAGAUGGGAUUGAAAUGAUUGGGCUUGACGACGCUGCCUCCAAAUUAGGUGUCGAGAGACGACGAAUCUAUGAUAUUGUUAAUGUUCUGGAGAGUGUUGGGGUUUUAACAAGAAGAGCGAAGAAUCAGUAUACGUGGAAAGGGUUUGCCGCAAUCCCAGGAGCUCUGAAGGAGCUACAAGAAGUGUUCCUGAUGCAGGAAGAGGGGGUUAAGGACACUUUUCACCGUUUCUAUGUCAAUGAGAAUGUUAAAGGAUCUGAUGAUGAGGAUGAUGACGAAGAGUCUUCUCAGCCUCAUUCUAGUAGCCAGACUGAUAGUUCAAAACCUGGCUCUCUUCCCCAAUCUUCAGAUUUGUCAAAAAUUGAUAACCGACGAGAGAAGUCUUUAGGAUUGCUUACGCAGAACUUUAUCAAACUCUUUGUUUGCUCUGAAGCUAGGAUCAUCUCCCUUGAGGAGGCUGCAAAGUUACUGCUUGGUGAUGCGCACAAUACAUCAAUAAUGCGAACAAAAGUGAGGCGGCUUUAUGAUAUUGCGAAUGUCUUGUCAUCUAUGAAUCUCAUUGAGAAGACUCAAACCUUAGAUUCUCGAAAACCAGCUUUCAAGUGGUUAGGAUACAAUGGUGAGCCUACGUUCACACUGAGCAGUGAUUUGAUGCAAAUAGAAUCGAGAAAGAGAGCUUUCGGAACUGAUCUUACAAAUGUCAAUGUCAAAAGAAGCAAAUCAUCAUCUUCGUCCCAAGAAAAUGCUACCGAGAGAAGGGUAAAGAUGAAAAAACACUCAACACCAGAAAGUUCUUAUAACAAAAGCUUUGAUGCUCAUGAAGCAAGACAUGGAUCAAGAGGUUACCAGUUUGGUCCUUUUGCACCAGGCAGUGGCACAUACUCAACUGCUGGUUUGGAGGACAGCUCUAGGAGAGCUUUUGAUGUUGAGAAUCUGGUUUCGGAUUACCAUCCCUCAUACCAAAAUCAAGUUUUGAAAGACCUCUUUUCCCAUUACAUGGAUGCUUGGAAGACAUGGUACACUGAAGUCACCCAGAAGAAUCCAUUACCUAAUACAUCGCAACACCGUUAGAUUUAUUUCUUCUUCUUCUUCUUCUUCUUCUGCUUCUUCUUCUUCUCUUACCUGUGAACAUCAUCAUUCGUAUAGAGCUUUAAGAGUCGUUUCUUUUGAUCACUGUGUUUUAGUUUCUCCUCACAAUUGUAAUUGCAAGAAUCCAACAUUAAUUCACAGAUCGCAUACCCUCUUUGCCUUCU